AUGCUGACGCUGCGCGUACCACUCACGGAGCUGCUGAGGGGGGGGAAUGUCCCGAGAACGCUGCUGCUAUUGCUGCUGCUGGCGCUGACCACCACCAGGGCUGCUCCGCUGCGAAGCGCCACCCCGACCACCAACACCUCCUCCACCACCGCCUCCUCCACCUCCGCCACCACCGCCGCCUCCGCUAGCACCGCCGCCGCCUCCGCCGCCUCCGCCUCCACUGCUACCACCGACACCUCCACCCCCGCCACCACUCCCACCGCCACCCCCACUCCCUCCGCCGCCUCCACCGCCUCCACCGCCACCUCCACCGCCCCCGCUAGCUCCACCCGCGCCCUUGCCCCCCUUGCCCUUGCCAGAGCGGCGUCUCCCGCUAGAGGCAGACGUCGCACCGACCGACUCAAGACCAACGAGGUCGGCCGCAGCGGCAGAGGCGACAGAGGGCAAAAGGGGGGAAGGAGAACACCCCUCAAAGAUGGGGGGCAGUUCGGGCAGCUCAGUAGCACAGCAACACGGCAACACGGCUGCUCGGACGGCUCAGCAGCAACUGCGGCUCCGCGGCACCAGCGGCUCGGCUCCUCAGGCGGCUCGGGCGGCUCGGGCGGCUCGGGCGGGUCGGGCGGUUCGGGCGGCUCGGGCUGGUCGGGCGGGUCGGGCGGCUCGGGAGAGUCGGGCGGCUCGGGCGACUCCGGCGGCUCGGGCAGGGCGGGCGGCUCGGGCGGCUCGGGUGGCUUGGGCUGGUCAGGCGGCUCGGGCGGCUCGGGAGAGUCGGGCGGCUCGGGCGGCUCGGGCGGCUCGAGCAGGUCGGGCGGUUCGGGCGGCUCGGGCGGUUCGGACGGCUCGGGCGGCGCGGGCGGUGUAGGGCGGCAGGGCCGCUGGUGA
Messenger RNA from Closterium sp. NIES-65, 882 nucleotides. The record is from the annotation of a GenBank genome assembly. NCBI's taxonomy places the organism in Eukaryota, Viridiplantae, Streptophyta, Zygnematophyceae, Desmidiales, Closteriaceae.